AUGUCUAAAGGGACGGAAGGACGGAGCUUCGAUGUUUUAAAGAAGGCGACUCCUGACGGAAAGUUGUCACUCUUUUUGGAUCGAAGAACUUUCGUUGAUCAUUUCGACCAUGUUGACCCCAUCGAUGGAAUACUUACUAUGACACAAGAUGUAAAGAAUACCGAAUAUGUUUUUUUAAUCUUUACAUGUUCAUAUCGUUUUGGUCGUGAUGAUUUAGAUGUAUUAGGAUUAACAUUUCAAAAAGAAUUAUUAAUUUAUACAAAAUGUUUAUGGCCAAAUCAUCCAUUUGAUGAUAAUAAUAAUACUAAAGGUAAUAAUAAAUGGAAUAAUACAUGGAAAAAAAUAAAACGUUUAUCAAAACGUAAAAUUGAUUCAAAUGAACAAAUUUCAUGUACAAUAUUAAAUGAUAAUGAUCCAUAUGGAAUAUUUUGUGAAACAUUAAAAGAGAAUAAUUUAUCACCAUUUCAAGUAAAACUGAUAAAUAAACAUGGUGAUUUGGCAUUUCCAUUUCGUAUAAUUAUACCUACAUCAUCACCGUCAUCAGUUGCGAUUCAACCAAAUGAAGAUGAUUCUCGAAAAUUAUACGGUGUCAGUUACGCACUGACUGCAUUCGCUGGUCAGAAAAUUCAUAGCAGUCAACCGAUUAGUUCCACUGUAACAAUUGUUCUAAGAAGAUAUAUUGCUGGACCUAAACUGAUCAAUCGUCCCUUAUAUCCAGUAGCUGAAUCAACUAGAAAAACAAUCAAUUUCUUAUGUUAUUCAGGAGAAGUUCUUCUUACAGCGUCUGUUGAAAAACCAUUAUAUUAUCAUGAUGAAUCAGUCAAUGUAUCAAUUGUAUUGGAUAAUUUUUCUAAUUUAUCAGUUAGAAAAUUACAAAUAGCAAUUGUUCAAGUUACUGAAAUGUACUUGCUGGCAAAAGGAACAUAUCGGUCUACAAUAAAUGAACAUUUAUGCAGAGAGAAUCUUCCUCAAGCUGGUGAGCAACAAUGGAAGUAUACAAUAUCAUUAGAUACUAGUUUUACUGAUGCCUUAGCAAAACAGGGUGUUGCUUUAGAAGGUUAUAUUAAACAAGAGAAAAAUUGGUUGGCUUCAUCAACAAUAUUGAAAUUAUCUUCAGAUUUAGGUGAAUGUCUAGAAACAAUGCAAAAUAUUUAUAAAAACACUGAAGAAUCUACGGAAACGGCAAUCAAAGCGAAUAAAGAAUUACAUGGAGUUGUUAUAUCAUACUUUGUUCGUGUUAGAUGUUGGGUAGGGAUCAGUCGAUUUUCUGUCCACGUACCAUUUUUAUUGAUGCAACCAGAAAAAGAACCUAGCACUAUAAAUGAUAAUGAUAUACGUUUAACUACUCAUACUGUUCAAGCUGAUGUAGUAGAAAAUCAGCCGAUGGAAGACAAAUCAGAAAAGAAACAAAUUGAAAUACCUCAUGAAGAUCAAGAUUAA
This is a messenger RNA of Schistosoma guineensis, 1440 nucleotides long. The record is from the annotation of a GenBank genome assembly. Lineage: Eukaryota; Metazoa; Platyhelminthes; Trematoda; Strigeidida; Schistosomatidae.